Molecule: messenger RNA, 1611 nt
Organism: Exophiala viscosa
Lineage: Eukaryota; Fungi; Ascomycota; Eurotiomycetes; Chaetothyriales; Herpotrichiellaceae
Exons: 4
Coding region: 134-1381 (415 amino acids)
Source: RefSeq, a predicted model, not a curated record
ACGGGACCCCCCGGUAGGGUUGGAUGCUCGACGACCAUCCCAGCAUGCUACUGUGUAGGUCUUUGCAUUCUGGCUCCCAAAUGGCGACACCCACACACACUACUCAACAAGCAAAACCUGUACAUAAUACAAAAUGGUUAAAUCAUCCGUCAUCCUUUUGGCCUUGGCCAGCAGCGCCCUCGCCGGUGUCGCUAAGAGACAAUCCUCAUGGGAGGAGUGGACUUCAACCACCACCUCUACCACCUCCACCACCACUACUACCACUACCACCACCACCACCACCAAGCCUACCACUACCACUACUACCACUACCACCACUCCUGAAUGGGAAGCGUGGACCUCUACCACCACCACCACUACCAAGCCUACUACCACUACCACCACUACUACCCCUGAGUGGGAAGCCUGGACCUCUACCACUUCUACUACCACCAAGCCUACCACCACCACCACUACCUCUGCUGAGUGGGAAGCAUGGACCUCAACUACCACCGCGAAGCCUACCACCACCACCACCUCUGCUGAGUGGGAGGAGUGGACUUCGACCACCACUACCACCCCCAAGAAGACCACCACCACCACCUCUGCUGAGUGGGAGGAGUGGACUUCGACCACCACCAAGGCCACUACCACCACUACUCCUGAGUGGGAAGCCUGGACCACUACUACCACCACUACCCCCAAGAAGACCACUACCACUACCUCUGCUGAGUGGGAGGAGUGGACUUCGACCACCACCGCGGCCAAGAAGACCACCACCACCACUUCCGCUGAGUGGGAAGCCUGGACCUCAACCACCACCCCCGUCAAGGUUGCCACCACCACCACCACCAAACCUGUGGCUGUUGCCACCACCACCACCACCAAACCUGUGGCUGUUGUCAGCACCACCUCCGCUGAGUGGGAAGCCUGGACCUCGACCACUACCCCCGUCAAGGUCGCUACCACCACCACUACCACCCCAUGGCUGUUGUUAGCACCACGGCUACCACCCCUGUUGCCGCUGUCAGCUCCAGCACCGAGUCCGCCUGGGUUGAGUGGACCACCUCUUCUGCUGCCGCAGUUGCCUCCACCACCGCUGCUGCUGUCUCCAGCGCCAGCUCUGUCGAGGCCUCAUCCGUCAGCGUCGCCUCGUGGACCUCCACCAGCGCUUCAGCAGUUGCCACUUACACUGGCGCUGCCAGCAGCAACAACAAGCCCGCCGUUGCCCUGCUCGGUGGUCUUGUUGCCCUUGUCGCCAUGGUCUAAGCGUGCCAUCGAGCGGCUUGGUGCACAAUUUUCGCUUCUCACAUGUCGUUGCCCAUUCAUUUUGGGAACGAACACUUAUUACGACUACGAAAGUCUCGGCCUAUUGUGCGCGAGCAGACGAUCUCUACGAUAACCAAAAAAUACGGCAUUAGCAUAAUACAUAGAGUGGUGAAUGUGUGAAGGGGCACGGGAGGGCUUGCUGAACAGGGCGCCAUUGGAUACCCCGGGCGCAUGCAGUAAUCCGUGUUGAUGAGAAUUCAUAUAUUGUUAAUAGCAAUUCAAAAAGCUAAAAAAAUAUUCAUAUCCAGAAUCAUGAUUAUGAUCAUUUUUGUUCUCAUUUGUCCUUUCUCCAUUCUUGAUCUU